CGCGACUCAAGACUGGAGGGUGGUAGCUCGCAGAUGGACCUGGUAGUCGGCCAGCGAGCAGCAUGGAGGCACCCUGGGGGAUCGACAACGCUGAGCGGGGCUGGUACGUCUCUGCCCAGCAGCCCGAAGAGGCGGAGGCGGAAGAGUUGAGCCCGUUGCUAAGCAACGAACUUUACAGACAGGGACCCCCAGGUGUUUCAUUUGGUUUUUCUGUGUUUAAUUUGACGAAUGCCAUCAUGGGAAGUGGCAUCCUUGGCUUAGCUUAUGUUAUGGCUCAUACUGGCAUCCUUGGAUUUAGUUUCUUGCUGUUGAUAGUUGCUCUCCUGGCUUCUUACUCAGUUCACCUCCUGCUUAGUAUGUGCAUUCAGACAGCUGUGACAUCUUAUGAAGAUCUUGGACUCUUUGCAUUUGGAUUACCCGGAAAGGUGGCAGUAGCAGGCACCAUCCUAAUUCAGAAUAUUGGAGCUAUGUCAUCUUACCUUUUAAUUAUUAAAACAGAGCUUCCUGCUGCUAUUUCAGAAUUUUUGUCUGGAGACCAUACUAGGUCUUGGUAUCUCGAUGGACAAACACUGCUAAUAAUCAUUUGUGUUGGCAUUGUGUUCCCUCUUGCACUUCUUCCUAAAAUAGGCUUUCUUGGCUACACAAGUAGUUUAUCAUUUUUCUUUAUGGUGUUCUUUGCUCUUGUGGUAAUGAUUAAAAAAUGGUCCAUUCCUUGUCCUCUGCCAUUAAAUUAUAUAGAGCAAUACUCCCAGAUUUCAAAUGCUACAGAUGAUUGUAAACCAAAGCUCUUUCAUUUCUCCAAAGAGAGUGUUUAUGCCAUACCUACCAUGGCUUUUUCAUUUCUCUGCCAUACCUCAGUAUUGCCAAUAUACUGUGAACUUCAAAGCCCUUCAAAGAAAAGAAUGCAAAAUGUAACCCACACAGCAAUUGCUUUAAGUUUUCUCAUUUAUUUUAUAUCUGCACUCUUUGGGUACCUCACUUUUUAUGACAAAGUGGCAUCAGAAUUACUGCAAGGUUAUAGCACAUACUUGCCCCAUGAUGCUGUUCUCAUGACUGUGAAGUUAUGCAUACUAUUUGCUGUGCUUUUGACAGUCCCUCUAAUCCACUUCCCUGCAAGGAAAGCUUUAAUGAUGAUGUUUUUCUCCAACUUUCCAUUCUCAUGGAUUCGCCAUUCUUUGAUCACUCUAGCAGUCAAUAUUAUCAUUGUUUUACUUGCAUUAUAUGUUCCUGACAUUAAGAAUGUAUUUGGUAUAGUUGGUUCCAGUACAUCAACGUGUUUGAUUUUUAUAUUCCCAGGACUGUUUUAUCUUAAACUUAGCAGAGAGGAUUUUCUCUCAUGGAAAAAGCUUGGGGCUUUUGUUUUGCUCAUCUUUGGAAUUUUGGUUGGGAAUUUUAGUUUAGCACUAAUCAUUUUUAAUUGGAUUAAUAAAUGAAAGAAAUAUGUUCCUACUUAUGAAGAAUAAUUUACCUCUAUAUGCAAAAAGGAGUAAUUCUGGAAGGCAUCUUGGAUAAAUCCUUUUUAUAUGGGUAAACAUUUUUGUAAACAUUAUUAACAAAAGCAGAACAAAGUGGGAGUAGGUAGGGGAAAGUGGGUUUAUAACAGUUUUAAUUAAAAUAAAUUCAAAAUGUUCUUCGAUAUAUUAGGUCAAUCUUUGUGGUUUAUUUUUUAAAAAUUAAUAGAUUUUGUUUUUUCAGGUCGAUUUAAUGUUUACAGAAAUAUUGAGAAUAUGCAGAGUUCUUCUAUAUCCCCUCACUGCCAGCACACCCAUAGUUUCCCAUAUUAUUGACAUCUUGCGUGAGUGUGGUGCAUUUGUUACACUUGAUGAGCCAAUAUUGAUACAGUCUUAUUAACUGCAGUACAUAGUUUAUCUUAGAGUUCACUAUUGAUGCAAGCAUUGGCAACCACUGAUCUCUUGACUGCCUUCAUAAAAACUGUGAGCCUUUCCCUGUGAGCCUUUCCUAGAAUGUUAUAUAGUUGGAAUUAUAUAUUAUCUAACCUUCGAGGCUGGCUUCUUUCACUUAACAAA
This is a messenger RNA of Callorhinus ursinus (northern fur seal), 2027 nucleotides long. It is a transcript of the gene SLC38A6, whose product is annotated as solute carrier family 38 member 6. Gene Ontology annotation, biological process: amino acid transmembrane transport; L-glutamine transport. Gene Ontology annotation, molecular function: L-glutamine transmembrane transporter activity. Gene Ontology annotation, cellular component: plasma membrane. NCBI's taxonomy places the organism in Eukaryota, Metazoa, Chordata, Mammalia, Carnivora, Otariidae. The record is from RefSeq and is a predicted model, not a curated record.